Molecule: messenger RNA, 1347 nt
Organism: Cavenderia fasciculata
Lineage: Eukaryota; Evosea; Eumycetozoa; Acytosteliales; Cavenderiaceae
Gene: gnt8
Product: putative beta-1,4-mannosyl-glycoprotein beta-1,4-N-acetylglucosaminyltransferase
Exons: 1
Coding region: 1-1347 (448 amino acids)
Biological process (GO): N-acetylglucosamine metabolic process; protein N-linked glycosylation
Cellular component (GO): membrane
Molecular function (GO): beta-1,4-mannosylglycoprotein 4-beta-N-acetylglucosaminyltransferase activity
Source: RefSeq, a predicted model, not a curated record
AUGAAAAUAACAAGAUUAAAGAUAAUAUGUAUAGGUAUAUUGAUUACCUUUGGAGUUUAUAUGUUUACAACACCAACAAAUAGUCGUACGACCAUUGUUGUAGAGUCUGGAGUGAAUAUACAACCACAACCAUCACCAUCACGUAGAGUAUCAGGAUUUUCAAACAAACCACUCAACUUUAAAAAGGAUAUGGAGACAUUCCCAUGGCAAGAGUUUAGAAGUGCUGUACAAGAAGGUCGAGUAGACGAGACUGAUGAUUUUUCACAGAUGCUUAUCACUAAAUUGGUACCUUAUAUAUUGCAAUCUCCACGUACUCCCAUCAAUGAUAGUUGUACCCCCGAACCACUACCUACACCAGAGCAUUUGGAUUGUGCUGUCUAUCCCAAUGUAUUUACUGGCAAGCUGCGAGACAAACCAGCACGUAUUGGACACAUGGUGCAGAUUGGGUUCGAUAUUGACGUACUAGAGAUUCAUUUAAACGAGUUGCACGAUAUGGUGGACGACUUUUUCAUCAUUGAAUCGACCAGCACUCACUUUCACAAGCUCAAGAAACCACUCAUGUGGGAGCACGUCAAGCUACAAGACCGAUUUGCAAAGUUUAGUGACAAGGUGGUGCACUUUGCACUAGACGAUGCCGACUUGACAGUAGGUAACGAGUUGUUUUCGGCCGAGGCACACCAAGAGAAACGUCGGUGGCAAAAGUUUGUAGAGUGGAAUGCACACAAGGGCAAUCUGUACGGUGACAGUGAUAUUAUCGGGUUUGGCGACACUGACGAGAUUACCCGACGUCUCAAUGUCCACUUGCUCAAACACUGCCAACUACAAGACAAUGUAAAAAAGAUAGACAUUGGUAUUUGGUUCCCAUACGGACCAAUCAACCAAGUAUUUAAUCCAUACUGGCACGUACCUGGUAAUAAUUAUGCUUUGGGAGACCCAACCUUUUAUGUAGUGGGUGAAGCUAAAAAGGAAGAGGCACCAAGCAGAAACCGUGGUCAAUCUGGCCACUUUCUUUUAGGAGGUAUGCAUAUGACUCACUAUGGCUAUCUGCCAUACCAAAUCAUCAAGAAAUUGUCAUGUACAGAAUGUGGUAUAAAGUCAAUGCCACAACUAUCAAUCUUUGCCGAUGACCUCGAAACGGGUAACAUUUCACAGUUGGAACUCAAACUUUUGCAACCACCAGAUGAUUUCAAAAACAGAAUUCGUGAUAUUUCAACGAUGGAUCAAGAAUUUAGAGAUCGUGUUGCUAUCCUCCCUUGGUUUUAUAAUUGUAAUCGUAAUCGUUAUCCAGUUUGGGAAUCUAAAAAUGAUAAAAGAUUACAAGUUAAAAAAUCUAAAAUAAUAGUUUAA